Clarias gariepinus (North African catfish) is the source of this 2224-nucleotide messenger RNA. RefSeq names its product angio-associated, migratory cell protein (gene aamp). The record is from RefSeq and is a predicted model, not a curated record. Gene Ontology annotation, molecular function: protein binding. Gene Ontology annotation, cellular component: cytosol. Lineage: Eukaryota; Metazoa; Chordata; Actinopteri; Siluriformes; Clariidae. Bases 326 to 1579 code for a protein of 417 amino acids. The transcript is spliced from 11 exons.
AAGAAGAAAAAUAAUAAUUUACUCCGAUUCAGUAGGUGGCAGUAUGCACCUAAGCACGUUGGUUUUUGAUUGAAGAAGAAGAAACUAACUCAGCUGACACGUGAAUUAAAGCACCCGAUUUUUGACUUAAAUUAUUUUUUGACGAGUUUUAUCGUGAUUUGUUUAUCACAUUCGGUCAAAUAAGGAAACGUUGUUUUAAUUUUCAGCUUUCCGAUUUAAUUUCAUAUCAGCUGCUUCCUGGUUCGUUAGUGUUGUAGUAAGUCAGAGGCGCGAGACGCACACUAGCUGAGGUCAGUUGAGUUGAGUUUUGAAACGCGCGCAGGCCAUGGAGACUCCCGUGGAGGAAGACACCGUGCAGCUUCAUGGAGACGAGGAAAUCAUCGAAGUUAUUGACCUGAACGACACAGAACACGCAGCCACAGAUGAUCUUGCUGAGGAAUUGGAAGAUGUGGAUUUCAACGAAGCUGAAGGAGCUGCAGAUGAUGAAGGCUGGGAGACUGAGGAUGAGAUGGACGCAGAGCAGGAUGACAGCGAGCUCACUUUCACAAAACACACCGGUUCUGUUUUCUGCGUCAGUUUGGACCUAGUAACAAACAACCUGGCCAUCACAGGUGGUGAGGACGACAAAGCUUAUGUAUGGAACGUUCUCAAUGGAGAGGUGGUGUUUGAGUGUACAGGUCAUAAGGACUCUGUUACAUGUGCAGCAUUUAGCCAUGACUCAAAGCUGGUGGCAUCCGGGGACAUGAGUGGUCUGAUUAAAGUGUGGAAAGUUGAAGCCAAAGAGGAAAUCUGGUCUUUUGAAGUCGGCGAUCUAGAGUGGCUGCAGUGGCACCCCUGUGCUCCAGUGUUGCUUGCAGGUACUGCCGAUGGAAAUAUGUGGAUGUGGAAGAUACCAAGUGGAGAAUGUAAGACCUUCCAGGGACCUAACUGUCAGGCAACAAGUGGAAAAAUCCUUCCUGAUGGAAAAAGAGCAAUGGUUGGUUAUGAGGACGGGAGCCUGCGUCUAUGGGACCUUAAGCAGGGCAAUACAAUCCAUGUCAUUAAAGGACAUGAUGGCCACCAGGGGCCACUGACAUCGAUGGAGUGCAACAAGGAUGGAACCCUGGUUCUCUCAGGAUCAACAGAUGGACAGGCUAAACUCAUUAACACAUCCACAGGCAAGGUACUGGGUUCAUUCUCCAUUGAGAACAGCGAAGAGAAAAACAUGAUGGAAGAAGAGGAGUCCAUCUCAGUGGAGUCUGUAGGAUUUUGUAAUGUGCUACCUCUGAUUGCUGUGGCAUAUCUAGAUGGAACUUUGGCCAUAUAUGACUUGACGACGCAGAGCCUUAGACACAAGUGUAAACAUGAGGUUGGAAUCGUACAUGUACAGUGGGAGCAGGACUCGGCAGUCGUGGCUACUUGUAAUCUGGGUGGAGUUGUGACACUGUGGGAUGCUCGCUCAGGAAAAAUCGUAGCUGAAUAUCGUGGUCACACAGCAGAGAUUCUGGACUUCACACUCAACCGAGAUGCUUCAAUGGCUGUGACAGCAGGUGGGGACCACAAAGCCAAAGUCUUCUGUCUUCAGAGGCCUGAUCGAUAGAACAAGAGUGACUUUCUCCAUGGAGUAAAACAACCAGUUAGACUGUUUUUACAUCCACAGAAAGUGGUUUUGUCCUCUAACUAUGAAUGCUGAAUUCAGCAUUCCUGUUUCUCAUGUUUGAGAGUUUUUACACAAUUAAAAUUGUAAUUUGGUGAUUACAGUUAAAACCAUAUAUUGGUUGUUGGGCUGUCUGGUUUUAGAAGACAUUCUUGGCCCUUUUUUUUUGUGGAUAAGCCAUUCAGAAUUGCUUUAUUUGUGUAAUCUGUAAUGUUUAUUGGCAUUGCAUUUUAAUUAAAGAUUAAUAAGAUUUUCCAGUCUGGCAUGACGAAGCAAAAAUAAUCAUCAGAAGCUUGUUCACCUCUGAAUUCUUUUUGUCUUUUUAAGGCAACCCAGUUUGUCUUGUUAUUGUUUUCAUGUAGUUUUCACUUAAACUUAAAAUAUAACUAAAAAUAAAGCAAAACUACUCCAAGUGUUUCUUAUUUUUUAGAAAUAACGCAGACAAAUUUUACAUUUUCUUGUUGCUCUGUACUGCAAAGAACAAAUGCAUCUACUUGAACUUCUAAUAGAUGACUCAAGCAGUCGGAAAAAAAAUAUUAAGGGUAAACGUUUUCAUAAAUUCUUAAAUAAAAAGUAUUUUCAUGUUAA